GCCACCUUCUCGGUCCCCGGCCGAGUCGGCCCGACAUUUAUGCGGCCGAGGCACUUUCGCUCGGCCGCGUCGGGCCGGCUCGCCUCGAUAUUAUGAAUUCAUCUUUACAGCAAUAAUAAUCUCGUAAGAGGCGCGCGAUGAUUACGCUCUAAAUCCUCGCGCGCCCGUCUCGCUGACAUUAAUACAAGCUCGCGGGGAUCAGCGGUCCAAGAAUUUUCCGAAUUUCUGAAAAGGGAGAAAGCGUCCGCGGCGCGCGAUGUUUGCAAACGAUCCUUUUUAUCAGUGUUUAUCGCAUUUAUGAAUAUCGCCCCCGUAUUCACGAAUUCUCGCAACAAAGUUCGUACAAUAUUCUUGACGUCAGGCAUUCGCCGCGUAAUGAUUAAAAAACAUGUCGCUCAGUUUGAUUGCUUUUUAAGGAUGUAAUCUUUUUUUUUCUCUCGGUCCCACGAUUUCGUCACAAAAAUCCGCGAGGAAGUGACGGUACGAUUAUGGUAAAGGUUUUUGCCUGUCCACGGACGACGCAUCGUUAUUCGUGAUCUCUGCUCCGAAACGGUGUUUACAGAAUGCACGGUAAUAAGAAAUUCAUGGCUUCCUUCUUUUCAUUCAUAGGCAGCGCAAUCAUUUUCCCUCGCGAAGCUGAUUAUUCAGUAAGGUCUCCUUGACCGUCCCGAUUGUUCCCCGUGCACAUUCUCGCGUGCUGCAAGGUCGAAAAUGCUAACAAUGGGCACACGUUAACGGCGUGCACUUACGCACGCGCGCGUCGUGAAAUAGUAAAAAUAUUUCCUGCUACAUAAAUUAAUUCUCUGCCGCUCCUGUCAGUUUGGAGAACCUAUGUGUCUUGCGCAGACAGCGCGGCAUUUAUGAGCGUAUGAUGAUUGCCAUCUCUUGAAACGGAGAGAAUUUAUUUUCUAAUCGUCGCAUCGAUCAAUCAUAUAUUAUAUCUAUUAUACUCGGCACUUUUACCACUUGAAACUCUAAACGGAUCCAAGUAAAUUACAGUAUAAGAGCGCGACUGUGAGCAGCGCAGAUACGGUAAAAUUUUUACUAGAGCUAGUUUCCAUCGCUAUUGAGCACAUAACAUUGAUACACCGGCAGUAAUCAUCAUUUGCACGGGAACGCGCGCGUGUGUCGCGUGUGACAAACGCGCAGCACACGACACAUCGACGGUCUCCAACGCUUAUGUGUGCGAUCCGUAUGUCCGGUGCCCUUGCACGCGCAGGUGAAUGCUUGGAGAACGCAUAUGUAUCGUCUCUCUCUCUCUCUGGCAAUUUAUACAUAGAUAAUUUCCUUCUCAUGCGUCUCCACGUGCGCUGAAAAACCCCAUUGUCACGACCUUUCGUCGCACGCUUUUAUCAGUUAUUUCUCAUAGUUUCGGAACGUGCAGGUUUAUAUUUAAAUAUCACUGCCAGGCAUUUAAAUAUCACUACCGGGGCGAGAGUAGGAUAAGAAAACAAGAGUGGCAGGGAAGCUAUCGGGUCCAGGCAUUGACGAUUUCUGCGUUAUCGUUGCGAGCAUGGUAUCGGUGACGGACUUUCGGCGAAGCCAAUUCUCUUGAAGCGGUACCAGAUGCCGGCAGAGUCUAUACGUGAUCCGUGCUGCACUCUGCAGGAACUUGCUCUAACGCGAUGUACCGAAGGAUCUUUCAGCACUCUCGAGUCGAAUUUAAUUUUUAAACGACAGCUCACGAGACUACUGAAAAAGAGAUAGCCAUUUUUCUAUAUUUUUGUCACGUGGAAAUUCUUGGGACAAUUUAUUAAGCUGUCUCUGUAACGAAAAUCUUGAGGUGCCAAGUAAACGUAGGAAGAAAUGCAUUUCAGAAAUACGUAAAGUAGACUUUUCCGGUAGAAUAAGACUGUCCAGUCGAGAUUAUUAUUAUAAGUUUUUAAACGCUAAAUUAUUUUGUGUUUUUGAAACAAGAUGAUUAAAAAGUUUACUGUCCUAAAGGUUUUGUUAAGAGAGAAUGUCGUCUUUCGAUUCUACAAAUAUGAAAAGGAAACGUGGCAAUAUUGAAACACUCUGUAUGAAUAGCAACACAAUUUACAUAUCAAUGAAUACGCGCCAGGAACAAUGCAUAUUUAUUCGUUUUUAGUCACAUGACAGGUUACGAUAAAUCAUUCACGAUAUUCGUAAUUGUAUUGCAAAUAUUUUAGAAAUCGAUCGGUCAUUCUUCACAAACUGUGAUCGCAUUUGCAACAUAAAUAAGUCUAAUAAAACAUAGGUAUCUGCCAGUCCACCGUAACUGCAACACUAUCGAUAAGAUGAUAAGUCGCUUCCGUCGAUUUUCGCGAUAAGACAGGCGAACCUUUCUUUAUCAUACCAUAUCGUGUAAUAAGAAAAUCGACUGAUAAUUUAAACACAUGCGCGCCCCCAAAUAUACAAAAUGCCUAUAAAAUUCUUAUACGUAUGAAUAGAUUUUGGUGCCGCUUUAAUAAAUUGACAAAAUAGUAUAUUUCUAGAAUAAGAUACGCGUUUGUCAUGUCAAUUAUGUUUCACACAAAAAAAACACGAUAUAUCGACGAUGAAUUUCGAUAUAUUUUAUUGCAAGAUAAUAAUGUAGCCACUAGUCCGGCAUCGCCUUGAUCAGGAGAUUCAAAUAGCCGGAAGAGAACUAUAUUUACAAAGGUAUAAGAAAAGAAUUCCGAGCUGUCACGGCGCAAACGUCUGACAUGCUACUCUGGUGCCAUUUUGCGCUGUUGUAUUUCUGUUCAAGAUAGCGGCAGAAAAAGAGCGAGGGAAGAAGAGAAUGAAGGAACAAGCAUGUUCUACAAAUAGACAUUUUGGUGUAAUGUACUUUCUUUCUUGUAAUAAUGACUUUAUGAUGCUAAUUGAAAUUUAUUCUAAACGUAAUGAAAUUAAAUUGUUGCGAAAUAUGAUUGAAAAGCAAUUUUAUCCGAAACCUGAGGAGCUCAAUAUUCUAAAACUCGGAAAUCAGAAUAAUGUAUAAUAGCUAAACGUAAAAUAGUUAUUUAGAGUUAUUGAAAACUAAUUUAACUUGAAGGGAUAAGUUAUUUUCUACCAUAAAAAUUUUUGAAUGCAUGAUAUAAUGUAAUUUACUUCAAUGAUUUUUCUUGCUGCUAUCAAAGUGGCGAUGUAAAUAUUGAUUUAAGUGCGCCGAUUGCUAACGAACUCGAAACAUUUUAGUCAUUGAGCAGAUAUGUCCGAUUCGACCGUAAUUUAUUCGCCUCGGCGAAGACUUUUAUUGCUGUACUUUGAUUGUAAGUCCGGUUAUGAGUCCACGCCAGAUAGGCAGGAACGAAGUUCAAGGGAAACUGGUAAAGAACGUAUAGGCGAAUUAAUUAAAAUUUUUUUUCGAGAAAGCGAGAAUACUCUUAUUCUAUAUGAGGUCUGUAAUAACAUUUCAACAUGUUUGUUGCAGUUAAUAUCCACUACAGCAUAUAAUUUAGAAAAGAUUCAUUCAUUUAUCGCACUUCGAUUAAAAAAUCGAAAAAACGACGACGUAGAAAAAAAACACAAAAGUGACGAUCAUUUCCCUUGGAUACCGUUUCGUUGACGUCAAUGAAAAUUUCGCGUGCCAAAUUAGAAUUAUCAGUAAAACAAUGCGGGGAAUUUAAAAUGAUUUAGAGUACAUAUUUUACUGUGCCGUUUGUAUCUCAUGGAUUGCGAUACGUGUUCUCGGAAAGGAAUUGCAAAUACAUUCCUGCCAAAUUGUACGCAACGCAGGUAGAUAUCCCCUACGUUUAAGUAGACCCUCCGACGUCAUUUGGUCCUACCGUUUCGAUCCCCGUAUAAAAAUGCUUUCAGCGAAAUUAAUAUUUAUGCAAAUAGUAGAACUUUUUCGCCGUUUUCGCGUGUGUUUUCGAUGAGUAAUAUUAUCGACAAUAAAACUUAUCAAGAUGACGCAAUCGUGCAUACAAAGUAUACUAAUGAAUAUUUGUUAAAAGCAGACAUGCCUGCUAGACGGACUCCAAAGGUCGAGGCCCUGGUUGUAAACGCUAUACGUAGGCUGCAAGAUGUGCAAGGCUCGACAUCGCGAGAAAUUAGUAACUAUAUUUCCCAGGAGUACAAUGUUCCUAUCGAGGAGACCAGGCAGCAGGUCCAGUUCGCUUUACGACGCGGGUUGUCCUAUGGGAUUCUUAAGUGUUCAAAGGGAGGAUACUAUUCGUGCAAUCGCGACUACCUCGGGCAGUUCUCGUUAGAGAAUGGCAUGGGUGAUGGGGUGAUGGAACCUUGUCCACUACAACCUUGGCGAAAGCGCGGAAUCGAAAGAUGGAGACGAAAAAUGAAGAGGAGAAAAAGAGAAGCAAGAGAGCGGUCAAGAAAGAGAAGAGAAGAAGAGAACGUCGAAGAGGAAGACGAAGCAGAAGUAGAAGAAGAGGAGGAAGAGGAAGAAAAAGCGUAG
This is a messenger RNA of Vollenhovia emeryi, 4360 nucleotides long. RefSeq lists its product as uncharacterized. The transcript has 3 exons. Gene Ontology annotation, cellular component: nucleosome. Lineage: Eukaryota; Metazoa; Arthropoda; Insecta; Hymenoptera; Formicidae. The record is from RefSeq and is a predicted model, not a curated record. Gene Ontology annotation, biological process: nucleosome assembly. Gene Ontology annotation, molecular function: DNA binding. Bases 3821 to 4360 code for a protein of 179 amino acids.